Molecule: messenger RNA, 1588 nt
Organism: Platichthys flesus (European flounder)
Lineage: Eukaryota; Metazoa; Chordata; Actinopteri; Pleuronectiformes; Pleuronectidae
Product: F-box/LRR-repeat protein 7-like
Exons: 10
Biological process (GO): SCF-dependent proteasomal ubiquitin-dependent protein catabolic process
Cellular component (GO): SCF ubiquitin ligase complex
Molecular function (GO): protein binding
Source: RefSeq, a predicted model, not a curated record
UUUUGUCUCACAAUCAUUGUUCAUCUUUGUUGUGUUUUCUGUUACACCUGUCAGGUGGCAGCUGACCCUGCGUGUGGCCGCUGGCUGCGUCUGCCGGAUGAGGUGUGGCUGUCCGUCCUGUCUCUGCUGCCUCACACUGAUCUGUGCAGAGUGACGCAGGUCUGCAGCCGCCUGCUCACAGUGGCUACUGAUCACACACUCUGGAAACAUCUGAGGAUUGAAAACUCAACGCUGACCGAGCAGUGGUUGCUGUUUUGGGGCAAACGUCGUCCUCACAGCCUGUGUCUGUCCAGCUGCAGCGGCCCGUCUGUGACCUCCCACGGGCUCCAGGUGUUCUUCACUCUGUGUAAGAAUCAUCUGGAGGAUGUCAAGGUCACAGGUUGCACUGGUCCUGGCCUCCAUGGGGACCAGAUACUGCCCCAGAUUGGUCAGCUGUGUGACCAUGUGACUAGUGUGGACAUGAGCUGGAGUGGAGCAACAGAUAUGGGAGUCAAAGCUCUGAGUGACGGCCGGGCAGGGUUGAGACUAAAAUCAGUUGUCCUGAACGGCUGCCAUGUCACUGAUGACCCACUCAAGAAACUUGUCAUGAGACACAGAGAGAGUCUGUGCAGGCUGGAGGUGUUUGGCUGUCAGUUCCUCACUGCGUCCUGUCUACAGACAAUAUAUGAGAUGUGUCCGGGUCUAAAGCAUCUUAACAUCGGACGGGUGCCCAAAGUCAACGCACACAGUCUCACAGUGAUGGCAUCACAGCUCAAAUGUCUCAUUUCCCUUAAUGUCACUGGUCUACAGGCAGUCACUGAUGUCACAGUGGCCACUUUACUUCAAAACUAUGCAGAACUUGAGAGUUUGACCCUCAGUUCUUGUCCUGGAGUCACGGACCUGACACUGCACAACAUCAGCAAAUAUACACCAUGCAUUAGAUACCUGGAUGUGAGUGGCUGUGGGGCAGUGACCGAUGCAGGUGUUCAGUCUCUGACUCUGGGAUGUCGACGGCUUCAGCAGCUAGACCUCAGUUCCACUGAUGCAGGAAACAGAGGGGUUUCUCUGUUGGCAAAUUACUGCAGUAAACACCUUCAAACUGUCAAACUCAGCUUCUGCCACAUCACCUCAGAGAACAUCCUGAAGCUCUGCAGACGCAGCAAGAGGCUGAAGCUGCUACAUCUCUACGGCUGUGCACAUCUCCCCAGUGAGAGAGAGAUCAGAGAAGUCAACGCCAUAGUUAAAGUUUACCCUCUGUCGUGACUCACACACAAACAUUUGCACACAACGGGACGGACCCACACAUAACUGAGUAAUAAUAUAAAAACAAAGGUGCAACAUCAUAUCAGUUUAACAUAUUUUGCAUUUAUUCUUGAGGUAUCAGGGGAUACAAGAUCUGCUGAGUCUCAACGAGUAAUCAAAUAAUUUUCAGAUAUUAAUAAAACUUAAUGUGAAUAAUUUUGUGUGUCAGAUGUUAGAUGUGUUGACUCUUUCAAAGGGUUUCUACUACUUUACUUUUUCUAGUUUUGAUCAGGCUCAAUAACUUUUUAUAUCUGCCUCGACUCAAAUUCCAGAAUCCUCAUACAGAGAAUUGCAAAUUGCUCGAAAA